AUGAGUGAUAGUGACAGCGACACGUACGACCCGGCAGAGGUGAGUGGCACAAAGGUGGCACAUAACAUGGACGCUGUCGCAGUUGCUGCAACGACGAAGCAUGACGAUGGCAGCGCACCGUCAAGUUCGCCCCAGGUAUCUGCCACAUCAACAACGACGGCACCAACAACAUCACACCCAGUCAUGAACACAACAACGGCGGCGGGAACACCAAGCUCAGGGACAACGGAAUUGGCAUCAUCCUUGACUUCGACAGGGUAUACUCUUCGUGGGGUAAGUGGUCGUGUUCGUUCCGCCUGCCUGAGUCCAUUGGGGUCGACGCUGUGCGCCGCAGGGGAAGGUGGGACGCUCUGUAUGUGGGACUUCUCGGUUCCAUUGGAGAGCCGCGCUGUGAAGCCAACACGCAUUCUCACGCCGUUCCCGAACCGUAUCUCGGGAUUUCAACCAAUUGUGUCUGUGCAUUCUGCCAGUGAUGGGGCUUACUUUGUUGCUUGCCAGGAUGGCGACUGUCCCGCACUCAUUGCGGCUAGCGGCAAGCAGCUGGGCUACUGUGCGAUGGGGCAGCGUGGUGUCGUGGAUGUCGUUCAGUGUAAAGGCCAUCGAGCACCUGUGACGUGUUCGGCGCCAUCUCCAGGGAUGGCCUCACGCUUCUUCACCGGGUCUCAAGACAGCACCGCUCGCAUAUGGGACACAGCGUCGUUUGAUCGGCAGUCGGUCUAUGCGGUGAAACACGGCUCCGGGCAACUGCUUGAGAACGUUGUGGUGGAGGCUGUUGUGCCCCUCCUCAGCGCUACCGGUGACAAGACGUCCGUAUUUGCUACUGGUGGGGAGGAUGGCCUUGUGCAAUUGUGGGAUGCACGCCAAAAAUACCGACCGGGUGGUGUCAUUGGGGUUCUGGAUGUGUACAGCAGCAAGGCUGGUGCUGGGUCGAGUCUGAAGGCCUCAAAUAAUGAUUCUUUCUUCGAAGAGAAGCACGUGGGUGGCAUGGCGGAACCCGAUUCCUCACGCCCAAUGCUCUGUGUGCGCUACGGCUCCAAUGUGCGUGUGCUGGACUUGCGCAAGAUGGGGAAGAACGGUAUUGUAGAAGAUGUUUGUCCACCGCUUACGGAUCUACCGUUUUCGACAGACACAACACCAUUGAUACCAUGCACGAGUACGUUGUUUUCGGAGGGGAAGCCUUCAUUUAUGACGUGCACGAGCCGCGCUGGAUACCGACACAUUGCAGGGGGCCACGUGGUGCAAUUCACCUACAUCGAGGGGAGCUAUCAACCAGCCAUGGUGUGGCGGCCAGGUACGGCAGAGGACAACGUGCUCGCUAUUGCGGUUGACGUGCAACAAGGGCAGCUGUUUGCGGGGAUGCAUAGCGGUGACGUUAUUGGACGCGUUAGGCGUCUUGGUGUGGACUUGGCUGGGAGUGCGCCAACCAUGCAGACAUGGCUUUCUUCACGCCCAGAGCGUGAAGAACGUGUAGUGGGGAAGAAGUCUCGGCGAGGGGAGGCUGACCUGGACGAUGAGGCGGUCUUUUAA
Molecule: messenger RNA, 1527 nt
Organism: Trypanosoma grayi
Lineage: Eukaryota; Euglenozoa; Kinetoplastea; Trypanosomatida; Trypanosomatidae
Exons: 1
Coding region: 1-1527 (508 amino acids)
Biological process (GO): regulation of DNA double-strand break processing
Cellular component (GO): site of double-strand break; nucleus
Molecular function (GO): protein binding
Source: RefSeq, a predicted model, not a curated record